GUGUCGCGUCGUUUCUCUCGGUGUUGUUGCUUUUUCCCCCUACAAAAACACCUAAUUUUCCACCGUGCUUGAGUGAAGAGUUUAGUUUUCCCACCCUUGAGGACUCUUUGACUGUUUUUCCGUUGGUUUAGUGGUGAUUUUUCUCUCCAGAGAUUGUUUUUUGGUGGACUCUCUCUCUCGCUCCUUCUCUGUCGCGCUCUCGCUUGACAGUUGACAACAAACGACGAGUGGUUUUCCCUUCUUGGUUCAGUUUUGGGGCUCUCCCGACUGAUUCUGGGGGUGUUUUCACCAUGUAGCGACAGAAGAGUGUUCUCCGCGGUGGCAUUGGGGAUUUACAGCUGUGGUGACGACGCUCUUGGCCGUGUGCGCGCAGGAGGAAGAGCCGGCGAUCGAGUGUGACGUCACAGAGACUUGUUGGGGGUCCGCCCAGUGAUUGCGGCGUGGGUGGCGUGUGAAAAAGUGCGUCGUGAUAAGGCCGAAAAACAAACAGUAUUUGUGGAGUGCGCGCUUCUGGGCGUUCAUUCCGCAAAGUCGCCCGACAUCUGUAUGGAUGCUGGAGGACUGCCAGUGUUUCAGAACGCCAAUCCGGCCCAGCACCAGCUCAACAAUCAGAUCCACACACUCCAGCAGCAGCAGUUGAAUCAGCAGCUGCAGCACCAGUUGGCGCAGCAGCAGCAGAACGACGUGCUUCCGCCCAAGAGGCAGGCAGUGGUCGAUCGUCUCAAGAGGCGCAUCGAGAACUACAGGCGGCGGCAGAGCGAGACUGGGCCCAAGUUCACCCAGACCUUCCACAGUGUGUGCGAGCAGCAGAACUUGGAGACGACAGUGCUGCAGAAGAAGUUCCUCGAGAGCAAGGCCAAGAAGGCGGCCAAGAAGACGGACAAGAAGCAGUCUGACAACACACUGGCGGGCAAUCUGCAGAGCAGUGUUCACGUGCAACAGAAAUUCCUCAAGAGACCAUCUGACGAAGUUGAAGCUGGUCCCGACAGUUACGAGCCCCCCGUGAAGCUCCAGCACAACGGCUCGGAGAAUCUGACAAAAUUCUCAGUUGAGAUUGUGCAGCAACUCGAGUUCACCACGUCCGCGGCAAAUUCGCAGCCACAGCAGAUCAGCACGAACGUGACAGUCAAGGCGCUGACCAACACCUCUGUGAAGAGCGAUGGCGGUCUCGCGGCGGGCGGCGGCGCGGCCAAUGGGGCGACACAGCAGCCACAGCAGGGCCAGGCGGCGACGAAUGGCUCUGGCGGGGCGCAGAAGAGCCCCGCGGCGCCCCAGAUGGACCUCGGCAACCUGGUGGAGUGCAAGCAGGAGCCGGACCAUGACUUCGCCGAUCUGGAACAAUGCGCGGCGGCGCUGGAGAAGGACGCCGCGGCCAACGGCCACUUCCCCGGCCUGUCCGACCUCAUCGGCGACGACACGAAUGACGAGAGCGACACGUUCAAGGAGCUCAUCUCCGAUCUGUCGGACUUCCAUCCGGAGCUGCUGGACUUCGAGGAGAAGCCGCAGGUGGAGAUAAAGACGGAGGACAAGGAGCAGCUGCAGCACAGCCUCAUGGAGGGCGGCAUGAUGAAGGGCGGCGGGGCCGGGAGUCCCAUGACGCAGUUCCCCGGCGGCGCGUUCAGUGAUAACCAAAGUAUGGGCAAGAGGGGCUUCGGCGGCGCCGGCGGCAAUGGCGGCGGCAUGUCGGAACUGAGUCCGGCGGCGCAGACGCUGAAGCACAUGGCGGAGCAGCACCAGCACAAGAGCGCCAUGGGCAUGGGCUUCCCGCGGCCAGGACAGGCGCAGGGCGGUGGCGGCGGUGCGCCGAAUGGGCAGCAGCAGUGGUUCGGCGGCGGUGGCGGCGGCGACUUUCAGGGCAACUUCCACAAGAACGGCCCCCCGAGCGCCGCCGGCAGCUACCCCAGUCCGGACAUGGUGAAGCAGGAGAUGAUGUACGCGCAGAAUGAGUUCGAUCUCAAGCGGAUGGCGCAAAUGCCGCCGGCGCAGGCGAAGAUGGGCGGCGGCGCGCCCGCCGGCGCGUACAAGCAGCAACAGCAGUACUCGCCGUACGGCUCGCCGAGCAGCAUGUCGAACCACGGCAGUCCGGGGCCGGGAUUUAUGGGCCCGCGUGGCGGCCAGGGGCCGCAGUCGUCGGGGCCGCCACGACCACCCUCUGGACCCGGCGGCGCGGGCCCGCAGGGCGGCCAGGGCACGCUGCAGAUGAAGCAGACGCAGCAGCUGCACAUCAGCCAGCAGGGACCCGGCGGCCACGGAAUUCAGGUAUCAGCCGGGCAGCACUUGCACUUGUCCGGUGAUCUCAAGAGCAGCAAUGUCUCCGUGGCGGCCCAACAGGGUGUCUACUUCAAUCAGCCAGCACAGCAGCCCGCCCAGCCGCAGCAAUCCCAGGCGCCGCCAGUCAGUCAGGCCGCGUCGCAGGCCGCCCAGAACAGCCAGGGCAUUGUCAGUGAUUCCUACUCCGUGUCGCAGUCGCAGAGCAUCAAUUUCACGCAGCAGAACAUGCGGCGCGGUCAAGCCGCCAAUGGCGCCGGCAUUCAGACGAUGGCGGGCAACAAUGCCGUGACGAAUCCCAACAUGUCGCAGGCUCAGAUGGUGUCCAUGUCGCAGAGCCAGCACAUGUCGGUGUCGGGAAUGGUGCAAGGGAGUCAACAGCCGGGCGCUGGACAGCAGAUGAACAAUCCCAUGGGAAUGGCGCCCAAUAUGAUGAAUCAGGGCCAGAUGGGCGGAAUGGGAAUGGGCAAUCCGAAUGGCAUGGUGGGCGCGCCGAACAUGAUGGCCAACAUGGGCGGCGGCGGCGGUGGCGGCGGCCCGAGUGGCGGCCCGAUGCCGGGAAUGCGCCACGAUCCGACCAAAUUCAUGCAGCAGCAGCAGAUGAUGCAGCGGGCGCAGGCGAUGCAGCACAUGCAGGGCGCCAGGCCGCCGCCGCCGGAGUACAAGGCCGCCCAGGCGCAGAUGAUCCAGGCCCAGAUGAUGCAUCAGGGCGGGCCCGGAGGGCGCUUCCCCAACUCGGCGGCCGCCAUGAGGCGCAUGAGUCAGCAGCCGAUUCCGCCGUCAGGUCCGAUGAUGCGGCCGCAGCACUCCAUGUAUAUGCAGCAUCCGAAUCACGGCGGGCCUCGCGCCAUGGCGCCGUACGGACAGCGGCCGCCAAAUGUGCAGGUGGGGCCGGAGGGGAUGCCGAUGGGCAGCCAACAGGAGUGGCGGCACAUCUUCAUGUCGCAGCAGCAGAAUAUGAACUUCAACUCGAGCGGAAUGCGCUCCAACUUCACGCCCAAUCAUCAAGGCUUCGGCAUGCAGAACGCCGGCCCUGGGGGCGGCACGGGCGGCGGCGGCGGCGGCGGGAUGCAAAUGACGCCGAUGCAGCAGCAAAUGAUGCGCAAUCAGCAGCAGCAACAGCAGCAGCAACCGAACGGCGGCCAGGGCCAGAUGGUGGGCAUGAAUCAGAGCACGAUGCAGCAGAUGCUCGUGCAGCAGCAGCAGCAGGGCAUGAUGGGUCAGAUGCAGAUGAACACAAUGCAUAUGUCGCAGUCGCAGUCGAUGUCGCUGCAGCAACAAUCUGUGAUGAAUAACUUUAGCCAAACGACGCAGCAGAAUGCCGCGAUGAUUUCCAGUGGGCAGACACAGGCGCAGCCGGCCGUCCAGCCGGCGCCGCAGACCACCAGCAGCGCCGCCAUCAGCCCCAGUGGCAAUGACUUCAACUUUGAGUUCCUCGAGAAUCUGCCCGUGGGCGACACGUCGGGCUUCUCCGCCCAGGAUCUGUUCAAUUCCCUCGACAAUGACAGCUUCAAUCUGCAGGACAUGCUGCAGUAGAGGCCACACAGUGGCGGCUGACAGGAGAAGUGGGAAGGUGACGAUGGCAGGUGAGAAGAUGGCAGACAUUUUCCGCUGCAAGUGGAAGCAAAAAAAAAACAAA
Messenger RNA from Phlebotomus argentipes, 3907 nucleotides. RefSeq names its product neurogenic protein mastermind (gene mam). The record is from RefSeq and is a predicted model, not a curated record. Gene Ontology annotation, cellular component: nucleus; chromatin; nuclear speck. Gene Ontology annotation, biological process: CENP-A containing chromatin assembly; chromosome segregation; Notch signaling pathway. NCBI's taxonomy places the organism in Eukaryota, Metazoa, Arthropoda, Insecta, Diptera, Psychodidae. The coding region runs from base 547 to 3804 and encodes 1085 amino acids. The transcript is spliced from 7 exons. Gene Ontology annotation, molecular function: transcription coactivator activity.